UAACACUUGUGAAUAAAUUUUAACAUUUUCUAAGAAGUGUGUGUGUCCCUGUGCCACACUUUGACCUUUAAAGCAAGUAACUGUUAUGCAUAUGCUGUUACUUCCUCUUUGGGAAGCUUAAAGUUAGGUACCCCUGCCAUUGCCCAGGGAGUAGUAGGUGGAGGAAGAGGGGAAUGGACCACACAGGUGGCUGAAAGUCCUAACUCUUUUCAGAUUUUUUUAUAAUGGGGGUGAAUAAUAAGAUGUCUUCUUUCAUUGAUUAAAUGUUGAUUAAUUACAAUCAAUGUUGAUUCAUUGAUUAAUUGUUACUUUUAUGUUUUCAUUUCAUUCAUACUUGCCAACAGUUAAUAUUUGGAGAAAACAUAUUGAAACUUGGAGAGGGGAGGAUGUGGGGUGCCUGUGAUCUCAUGGUCUGCCUUCCCUAGAGUUACUGCAACUUCAAGGUUUCAACUUGGUUUCCUGGAUGUUCCUGACACCUCCUUCCACCUUCAUCCUCCCUGAGUCAUGGCAAAUUUUGGUUUGCUGGCAUGGGUAAUCUCAUUAAGGUGCUAACCAGGGACAUAGACCACAAUGCAGCACAUUUUUUCUUGGACUUUGAAAAUGCCCAGCCUACAGAGUCUGAGAAGGAAAUUUAUAAUCAGGUGAAUGUAGUAUUAAAAGAUGCAGAAGGUAUCUUGGAAGAUUUGCAGUCAUAUAGAGGAGCUGGCCAUGAAAUACGAGAGGCGAUCCAGCAUCCAGCAGAUGAGAAGUUGCAGGAGAAGGCUUGGGGCGCGGUUGUUCCACUAGUAGGCAAAUUAAAGAAAUUUUAUGAAUUUUCUCAGAGGUUAGAAGCAGCACUAAGAGGCCUUCUGGGAGCCUUGACCAGUACCCCGUACUCUCCCACGCAGCAUCUAGAGCGAGAGCAGGCUCUUGCCAAACAGUUUGCGGAGAUUCUUCACUUCACACUCCGGUUCGACGAACUCAAGAUGACAAAUCCCGCCAUACAGAAUGAUUUCAGCUAUUACAGAAGAACAUUGAGUCGUAUGAGGAUUAAUAACGUUCCAGCAGAAGGAGAAAAUGAAGUAAAUAACGAAUUGGCAAAUCGAAUGUCUUUGUUUUAUGCUGAGGCAACCCCAAUGCUGAAAACCUUAAGUGACGCCACAACAAAAUUUGUAUCAGAGAAUAAAAAUUUACCAAUAGAAAAUACCACGGAUUGUCUAAGCACCAUGGCCAGUGUAUGCAGAGUCAUGCUUGAAACACCGGAAUACAGAAGCAGAUUUACAAAUGAAGAGACAGUGUCAUUCUGCUUGAGGGUAAUGGUGGGUGUCAUAAUACUCUAUGACCACGUACAUCCAGUGGGAGCAUUUGCCAAAACUUCAAAAAUUGAUAUGAAAGGUUGUAUCAAAGUUCUUAAGGACCAACCUCCCAAUAGCGUAGAAGGUCUUCUAAAUGCUCUCAGGUACACAACAAAACAUUUGAACGAUGAGACUACCUCCAAGCAAAUCAGAUCCAUGCUGCAAUAGCAGCCCUGGGCGGGCGCCUGCUGUGGACAGAAGACAGUAUUCUGCAGUGGCUGAGAAUGCACAGUUUUUAGUGAUUGCAAUUACUAUCUCAUGUACUCCUGCUUUUUAUUUCUUUCCUCUGUUCCUCUUCCCUCUUUUUUAAUCAUGUUCUCGUUCUCAAGACUUCUUUUCUGUGCCAAAACCAGUAAAGUUCUACUCUGAAGGGACACUGUCCUUUCGAAUGGGCCAUCUGAGGCAGCUAAUUCCGCGUUGCAUUGGGGUCUCUACUGAGAAAAAUUCUGUGACUUGAACUAAAUAUUUUUAAAUGUGGAUUUUUUUUGAAAACUAAUAUUUAAUAUUGCUUCUCCUGCAUGGCAAAACUGCCUAUUCUGCUAUUUAAAAACCGUCAACGACUUUAUUUUCUACUGCCGCUUUUUUCAUGUGCAGCCAAAAUGAAAAUGUUUAAAUUAACUGUGUUGUACAAAUGGUACCCAACACAAACUUUUUUUAAAUUAGUAAGACUUUUGUUUAAAGUUUUAAGUUUGCAUUUUGACUUUUUUUGUAAGGAUGUAUGUUGUGUGUUUAACCUUUAUUAACUAACGUUAAAAACUGUGAUGUGUGCGUAGAAUAUUACGUAUGCAUGUUCAUGUUUAAAGAAUGGCUGUUGAUGAUAAAAUAAAAAUCAGCUUUCAUUUUUCUAA
This is a messenger RNA of Lynx canadensis (Canada lynx), 2182 nucleotides long. It is a transcript of the gene CYRIB, whose product is annotated as CYFIP related Rac1 interactor B. Bases 528 to 1502 code for a protein of 324 amino acids. The transcript has 11 exons. The record is from RefSeq and is a predicted model, not a curated record. Gene Ontology annotation, biological process: regulation of actin filament polymerization; positive regulation of T cell activation. Gene Ontology annotation, molecular function: small GTPase binding. Lineage: Eukaryota; Metazoa; Chordata; Mammalia; Carnivora; Felidae.